AUGGCUUUUACCUCACACUUAGCCAUUGCUCUUCUGUUCUCUGUUCUCAAUCUAUGUCUUCAAGGCACUUAUGGUGACUAUGGAGGAGGAUGGGAAGGUGGUCAUGCCACAUUUUAUGGUGGCGGUGAUGCCUCUGGCACAAUGGGAGGUGCUUGUGGAUAUGGAAAUUUGUAUAGCCAAGGGUAUGGAACCAACACUGCAGCUCUCAGCACAGCUCUGUUCAACGAUGGCUUGAGCUGUGGGUCUUGUUAUGAGAUGAGAUGUGACAGUGACCCCAAAUGGUGCCUCCCCGGCAGCAUCAUCGUCACUGCCACAAACUUCUGCCCUCCUAACUUAGCUCAGUCUAAUGACAAUGGUGGCUGGUGCAACCCUCCUCUCCAGCACUUUGAUUUGGCUGAGCCUGCCUUCUUACAAAUUGCUCAAUACCGAGCUGGAAUUGUCCCCAUCUCCUUCAGAAGGGUUUCUUGUGUGAAAAAGGGAGGGAUAAGAUUCACCAUCAACGGUCACUCUUACUUCAACUUGGUUUUGAUCACAAACGUUGGAGGUGCAGGGGAUGUGCACUCUGUUUCAAUCAAGGGGUCCAAAACAGGGUGGCAAGCCAUGUCAAGGAACUGGGGCCAGAACUGGCAGAGUAACUCUUACCUCAAUGGCCAGGCUCUAUCUUUCCAAGUCACCACCAGUGACGGUAGAACUGUGACCAGCAAUGCUGUGCCAGCUGACUGGCAGUUUGGUCAAACAUUUUCGGGCGGUCAAUUCUAG
Prunus armeniaca (apricot) is the source of this 759-nucleotide messenger RNA. NCBI's taxonomy places the organism in Eukaryota, Viridiplantae, Streptophyta, Magnoliopsida, Rosales, Rosaceae. The record is from the annotation of a GenBank genome assembly.